AGAGAGAGAGAGAGAGAGAGAGAGAGAGAGAGGAUGAUGGCGUGUGCAUGUGAUCACCAGCCUCACCUCCCCUGUUUGCAUUGCCAACCACAGAGCUUCAUUACAAUGGUGCAACAUAUGAUAGAAAGGUGCUUGCUCUUUCAUAUGACCAGAGAUGACUGCAUUAGAGCACUUGCCAAGAAUGCUGGCAUCCAGCCACUCGUCACCAGUACCGUUUGGGAAGAGCUAGUUAAAGAGAACAAGGGCUUCUUCCAAGCAUACCACCAAGCUCUUUCUCCCAGGAACUUCAACUGUCAAACGAGCUUACGAGAGGGUACUCAUGAGUCUCACGAGGCGGCCGCAGUGGAGGUGAACGAAAAAAGUCCCGGUCGAAUUCAUAUCGUCCAACCAGAAGAAUCUCAGUUGUAAUUAGAUUUAGGGCUUUUUAGGGCACAUUUACCUUGUCAAAUUAGUAGAUACAGUAAGUCUCUUAACUCUGUCUCAAACAUAGUAGAGAGAGUACUCUGUCUUCACUAUAGUACAAGGCUUCUUAGAAGAUUAAGGUAGUUUCCAUUACAAAUGCCAAUGCCUAUGUUGCUGAGUACCAUUCAAUUGAUUGACAUUACUACACUUUUAAA
This is a messenger RNA of Rhododendron vialii, 617 nucleotides long. RefSeq lists its product as uncharacterized. The record is from RefSeq and is a predicted model, not a curated record. The transcript has 4 exons. Bases 34 to 408 code for a protein of 124 amino acids. NCBI's taxonomy places the organism in Eukaryota, Viridiplantae, Streptophyta, Magnoliopsida, Ericales, Ericaceae.